Messenger RNA from Vombatus ursinus (common wombat), 2045 nucleotides. Its product is annotated as zinc finger protein PLAG1. The coding region runs from base 269 to 1774 and encodes 501 amino acids. The record is from RefSeq and is a predicted model, not a curated record. NCBI's taxonomy places the organism in Eukaryota, Metazoa, Chordata, Mammalia, Diprotodontia, Vombatidae. The transcript is spliced from 4 exons.
GGGCGGUGUAAAGGCGGCGGACGGGCCGGAGGGAGGAUGUUAAAGCCCCGCGAUCAGCCAAAAUGGGAAGUACUGGAUUCUGCUCUCCUCCAAGAAGAGUCAGUGGGACUGGUUAAGAUCAGUAUCUGAGGAUUUUACCAGCAAUCAUCAGUCCCCUUUUGCUUUCUUUUACGACCACAUGAAACUUGAGAAGCCAUCUAAAGCUAAAUCAUUUAGUGGAGUUGGGCAGUUCCCAAGUGUCCAACAAGAAGGCCUGGUUUAGGCUGCGAUGGCCACUGUCAUUCCUGGUGAUUUGUCAGAAGUAAGAGAUACCCAGAAAGUCCCUUCAGGGAAACGUAAGCGUGGUGAAACCAAACCAAGAAAAAACUUUCCUUGCCAACUGUGUGACAAGGCCUUUAACAGUGUUGAGAAAUUAAAGGUUCAUUCAUACUCUCACACAGGAGAGAGGCCCUACAAGUGCACGCAACAAGACUGCACCAAGGCCUUUGUUUCUAAGUACAAAUUACUAAGGCAUAUGGCUACUCAUUCUCCUGAGAAAACCCACAAGUGUAAUUAUUGUGAGAAAAUGUUUCACCGAAAAGAUCAUCUAAAGAAUCACCUACAUACACACAACCCCAACAAAGAGGCGUUUAAGUGUGAAGAAUGUGGCAAGAACUAUAAUACCAAGCUUGGGUUUAAACGUCACUUGGCCUUGCAUGCUGCAACAAGUGGUGACCUUACCUGUAAGGUAUGUUUGCAGACUUUUGAAAGCACAGGGGUACUUUUGGAGCACCUCAAAACUCACGCAGGCAAGUCUUCUGGUGGGGUAAAAGAAAAAAAGCACCAGUGUGAACACUGUGAUCGCCGUUUCUAUACCCGAAAAGAUGUCCGUAGACAUAUGGUCGUGCACACUGGAAGAAAGGACUUCCUUUGUCAAUACUGUGCACAAAGAUUUGGACGGAAAGAUCAUUUAACUCGUCAUAUGAAAAAGAGUCACAAUCAAGAACUUUUGAAGGUCAAAACAGAACCAAUGGACCUUCUAGAUCCCUUUACCUGCAACGUUUCUGUGCCUAUAAAAGACGAGCUGCUUCCAGUGAUGUCUUUACCUUCCAGUGAACUAACAUCAAAGCCAUUUACAAACACUUUGCAGUUAAACCUUUAUAAUACACAGAUUCAAUCCAUGCAGAGUUCUGGACCAGCACACCAAAUGGUCACCACAUCAUUACCUUUGGGAAUGACAUGCCCAAUUGAUAUGGAAUCUGUUCACCCUUCCCACCAUCUGUCUUUGAAAUAUCCACUCAGUUCUACCUCAUAUGCAAUUUCUAUGCCUGAAAAAGAACAGCCAUUAAAAGGGGAAAUUGAGAGUUACUUAAUGGAGUUACAAAGUGGUAUGCCUUCCUCAUCCCAGGAUUCUCAAGCGUCUUCAUCUAAACUAGGCUUGGAGCCUCAAGUAGGACCCCUAGAUGAUGGAUCUGGGGAACUGUCCUUAUCCAAAAGUUCCAUUUCCAUUAGUGAACCUCUAAACCCAUCAUCUUUGGAUUUUUCCCAGUUGUUCAAUUUCAUACCUGUAAAUGGCCCCCCCUAUAACCCUUCUGUAUCGGUGGGGAAUCUUGGACUGAGCUAUUCCCAAGAGGAGACACAUUCUUCUUUGGCUCAGCUUCCACCACAGACCCAGGAUCCUCAAGAUCCUGCAAACAGUAUAGGCCUCGGUUCUCUGCACUCCCUGUCAGCAGCCUUCACAAGCAGUCUAAGCACAACCACCACCCUACCACGCUUUCACCAAGCUUUCCAAUAGGAUACAGAGAGCUGUCUUACUAAAAAAUUUAUUUGUAGAAAUGCCUUAGGUGACCAUUUUUAAUGUAGUGCCUACAUUAAGACAUUAUAAAAUCUCUGCUUACUUUGUAUAAUACCAAUUUCAUUAAGCCAGUAAGAAAUUGAAGCUAACUUUUUUAAUGAGCUCUGAAACCGUUUGUGUUCAAUUAUGUUUACUUUGGUUAAGUCUCAAAGUGUUUUGUCAUCUUUUCACUGCCAAUUGAUGUGCUUUACAAAAUAAUUGAUAUAGGAAA